UAUACCCGGAAAGAUAACACGACCAACUGGUAUCGUUUUAAUUUUUGUAUUAAUAGUAAAUACAUAUCGUUUUCAAAUUGUCUGGGUUUGUAAGGUAACAAAUGAGAAAGAUGACUCUCCCUGUUUACUUUAAUUCUCAAAUAUCUGCAAUAAUGGAUGUUUUAGCCAAGGCAGCCGUCGCUGAAAUAACCAAACUUGUGGAGGAAGGCACCGUCGUGUUAAGAUUGGAAAUGCGUCGAAGAGACGGUGAAAUAGAGGACCUCAAAAGAAGCCUAAUAAUGGAAAGAGAGCUCAGGAAAGAUCAAGCGGCUGCUGCGCGUGUGACAAGUCACAGGUUACAUGCUGUAGGGAUUCAGGUUGGCAGUCCCGUAAAAGAUAUUCAAGAGAAACAGACAACACAUUACUCACACGUGGACUCAGACCAGCACCUUGAGCACUGUGGACUGGGACCUUUGGUGAAAUCAGAGCCAGUAGAAGAGCUCACACCCCAAGCAGACCCAGGGCAUGACACCGGGGAACUGACUAGUAACUUUGAAAUAGAAGGGAGAGACGACCAGCUCUGGCAUUCUGAUUCUCACGGAGUCUGUGGGACAGACUUGGUUGACCCAGAGAUAUCUAGUACAAUAGAAAAAUGUUUGCAGAUGUUUUCUCAAACAGAUCAAUAUCCAUCUCACAGUAAUAUUACAGAAAUGCCUUGUAGUUUUUCAUCCACUGCAAGCAAAUCGCUCGAUGAAGCAUUUGAUCCAGUUGCCAUUAAGGUGGAGCCAGACACACAGCCUUCAGCAUGCAUGGGGGAUGUUAUGUUGGUGUCCAUUCAACCUAGGCAGGGACAGUGUGGAAAUGUUGCACACACUGUGGCCAGUGAGAACCUGACUUUGCCAGCAAUACUGCAGCAUCCGGGGGUUCCACAAGCAGAGAGAGGGACUGAAGGCAUGCCAGGGCCUAACACUGCAUACAACCCUGAACAUUAUGUGAAUAGAAACCGUUUUAGAGCUAAAAGAAUGGUAAAUGUCUGGAAAAAUGGACUUGCCCAAAAAAUGUUCCUCUGUUCAAUUUGUGGUAAAGGCUUCCCCCGCUUCGGCCAGCUGGAAGCUCACCAGCUCAGCCACUCUGGAAUCAAACCAUACAGAUGUUUAGAGUGUGGCAAAUGUUUUACUCAGAAAAAGAGAUUAAAGACACAUCAAAGUGUCCACACGGGUGAGAGACCCUUUAGUUGCAAAAUUUGUGGAAAGAUGUUCUCAAGACAGGACAACUGUAUAAGGCAUGAGAGAUUUCACAGUGGAUUAAAACCACACUCUUGUGUUCAGUGUGGAAAACAUUUUACUUCUCUAAGCAACCUCAAAGUGCAUCAUCAGCAAGUUCAUACUUGAAGUAGAAAUCCAACUGAAUUAUUAAAAAAUAAAAACAUUACUUGACAAUCAAGAAAUGGCCGAGUAGGCCUGUAGCCAGUUUUGCCCAGAUGCCCUUAACACCCAAACACCUAUGACGAUUCUAUAUCUAGGUUUGUGCAAGCAAUGUUACUGUAAUGACUGAAUGUUAUGUCUUUAGAGAACGUUUUUUAACGGGCCAUUUUGUCUUUACAUAUAAAUAUACCCGUUUUUAUGUGAAUAAAAAUCACAAAUUAU
Osmerus eperlanus (European smelt) is the source of this 1625-nucleotide messenger RNA. RefSeq names its product zinc finger protein 227-like. Gene Ontology annotation, biological process: regulation of transcription by RNA polymerase II. NCBI's taxonomy places the organism in Eukaryota, Metazoa, Chordata, Actinopteri, Osmeriformes, Osmeridae. Gene Ontology annotation, cellular component: nucleus. The record is from RefSeq and is a predicted model, not a curated record. Bases 102 to 1370 code for a protein of 422 amino acids. The transcript is spliced from 2 exons. Gene Ontology annotation, molecular function: DNA-binding transcription factor activity, RNA polymerase II-specific; RNA polymerase II cis-regulatory region sequence-specific DNA binding.